Papilio machaon (common yellow swallowtail) is the source of this 2581-nucleotide messenger RNA. RefSeq names its product ubiquitin carboxyl-terminal hydrolase 35 (gene DUBAI). Bases 316 to 2523 code for a protein of 735 amino acids. Gene Ontology annotation, cellular component: nucleus; cytosol. Gene Ontology annotation, molecular function: cysteine-type deubiquitinase activity; cysteine-type endopeptidase activity. Lineage: Eukaryota; Metazoa; Arthropoda; Insecta; Lepidoptera; Papilionidae. Gene Ontology annotation, biological process: protein deubiquitination. The transcript has 12 exons. The record is from RefSeq and is a predicted model, not a curated record.
UGGUAAUAAAAAAUAUCUUACAAAAAAUUCGGGUUUUCAUAUCUAAAGAAGGUGUGUUCUCGGAAGUUAUAAUAAAGUGAUUCCUUUGUUGAUGAAUUAAAAUGUUACCUCAUUAAGGACUUGAUGGAAGCGUAUAGAUUGAAUAAUUUAAUGAAUUAUCGAAUAGUGUUAGUGAUAUUGUUAACAUUGCGUCACGUAUUUAGUAUUUAGUGUUAUCAAAGACCAUGUUUAACAGUUUAUACGAACAUUGGUAUGUGGUUCGUGCUUAGCAGUUUGUUAUUCUUCGAUCAGCGUGUUUAAUAUUAAUCCAGCGGAAUGGUAGUGAAAAACCGUGAGGUUGUCGAUGACACCCCAAACCAGCUCGACCUGAACACCGUGGCGAACUACAUUAGGCUGAUCAACGAACAGCCGAAUUACAUACCGCCUGCCAACGAGCUCAUCGACAAUUGUCUCAACAUUGUAACAUGCCUAAGCCAAACUGCGGGCACAGAAGACGAGUUGUGGGGUCUGCUGACGGCCGUCGAAGAUUACCUCGUGCGCCUCAUUACUUCCUUGAACUGCCCUUUGCGCAAUGACCUCAUCAAUGCUAUUUUGGAUAAAUUCUUCACCAUAAUCUCCGAUCCAACGUCUAAUGCCCGUCCUGCUAUGUCAGUGAUCCUGAUUGUGCUCGAUGGAUCUGAGACCGAGGCACCUUUCGGCACAGCACGCUGGUUGGAAGGCGGUCCAUCUCCAGCCAGCCUCGGCACCGCUCUCGCUUGCCUCUACCGAUGGAUUUCGGAGUGGAAUGCCUCCCCGGCUUUAAGUGAUUGGGUCCUAGGAUACAUGAAGAAAUUGGAGGAGAACGAACAGUAUGAUGUUUUGAUCGAGGUAAGCAAGGAUAAUUUGUCUCGCCUAUUAUUGGCAGUCAAUAAUCCUACGGACCUCCGACAGUCUAAUGCCGAAGUCAUUUUUCAUGUAAUGGCUUCGCUUCGCGAAACCACCGACAUUCUCGAUAAGGUCGCUCCAAAUUUGGGCGAGGUGCUGAAUGCCCUGGUAGCUGACAGCCGGCAGUGGAGCUGGCAGCUAUUGCAGAAUGUCGUUGACAUAACUACAGCGAUGGUAGACCAUCUCAGAGCGCCGUUGUUGGGACAGGACCUUGUCAGGUUCAACAACAGAUACAAUGCUGUGAUUACGUGCUUGGAGCAACAUAUGGCAAGUAGGAGUAGCCAAUUCUUGAGACUGCCGGCUUGGGGAUCGCAAAGCAACAUGGCGGCGGCGGCGGGUAACGAUAUGACUGUCGUACGCAAGAUCGGCCUUUUGAACAGAGGCACCACAUGCUACGUGAACAGUGCCAUGCAGGCAUUACUGGCUACUAGAGAAUUUAGUAACUUUGUAGUAAUGCACAUGCAUGAUCGUGCGUACUGGGCUAAACUGGCGGAGCUUUUCGCCAAAUUGAAGUACUCUGUGUCCACUAAAGUCGACCCGGAUGAUUUUUACGUUACAAUGAAUUCGCCGAAAUUCAACAUCGACAUACAACACGAUACCUCCGAGUUCCUGGGGUAUUUCUUCGAAUUGCUUUUGUCGUACGAGCAUAAGAUGGAUUGCGGCCAUGACUACUCCAAGCCGCCUGUUAUAAUAACAUAUAGACGACGCCUGCCACCGCCGCUCACAUUGUCUCCCAAUCCCACCGAAGAGGAGCCCGUUGAAAAUAAUCAAGAUGAAGCAGUGGCCGGUAGCAGCACUGGUGCCACCGCAUCAAGGAAGCGUACUCGUAAAGGAUCGAGCAACAAUCGUAAACGUCAAAGGACAACUGAACCACCACCACCUGAAGCACCUGAGUCAUUCGUUGAUCAUAUUUUCGGUGGUGUGAUACUGUCACAUAUGAGAUGUUUGGUUUGCAACGAGUUAUCAUCUACUCGCGAUGUCUUCCGUGAUCUGACACUCGCUUUCCCUGAAGCUAAGAAAGACCAUAUUCACACAGUGCAGAGUCUCGUUGACUAUUAUUGUUCUACUGAACUCCUGACUGCUGAUAAUCGCUACAAGUGUCCCGCGUGCGGAUGUAAACGCGAUGUUGAACGACGAGCUGUUAUUGAAUAUACACCGCGUUAUCUCAUCAUUGUCUUGAAAAACUUCAAGUUCGACGCGAAGAAGCUCACCCAGAAUAAAUUGAUGUCGCCAACAAUUUACAAUCACAGUGUGACUUUGCCAACUGUACCUGCACAGACACAAAAUGGUUAUACUAUGUAUGCGGCCAUUGUUCACGAGGGUUCCUCCAUGUCGUCCGGACACUAUUAUACAUUGGCCAAGACUGAAGAUGGCUGGUAUUUAUUCAACGAUGACACAGUCACCAAAUGCAAUGAAGAUGAUAUACAAUUCCUGCGUCCCUGUAACACUCCGUACAUGCUGUUCUAUCGUCGUGAUGAUGUCGUUGAAGUACCAUUCCCUUCAUUGAACGAGGUUCCACCAAACAUCAGGGAAUUGGUGAAAGUUCACAACAAGUUGUACAUCGAGACGGUUCAGAAGUUGCAGUUGACGCGGCCAUGACGUACGCGUUCACAGAAAAAUAUCGAUUUCUCGGUACUCGAUUACGUUGAUAAUGAAU